ACUUGUAACCAAACUUUUUAGUUCGCAUUAUUUUUAUUUAAAAGGUAACAAAAUGUUAUAGAGUAAUAAGACAGCCUAAUUUUGUUUUGAGGAGUGUUGUGAACUGACUCGCUGAGGUUUCCACAAGGGUCGCGCGCUCUGUUAUUGUUAUUAUAAAAGCACAUCUGUGAACCAAGCCCCAGCGCAGCGUCAACACUCAUCGUUUUGUGUUAAACACCUCAAUCGAAAGCUCGGGUAAAGAUGAGACCUGGUCCUGAGGGAGAAAAGAAAACAUAAUCCGUUCAGCUAAUUUUGGUGGCCAUCCCUCCCUCUCCUCCGCGCGCCUGUCGUGCUCUCACUUUCAUCAACAGCGCACUCCGGGCAGCACGUGCCGGUUACGCGCUCUCUCCGUACACUCCGCUCAGCGCCUUGGACUCCACAAUAUGUCACGGACUUUUGGGACAGUCUUGAAAUGACCGAACUACAGGCACGACUUUGAAUUCAUCUCUAAAGGACCCGCUGCGCUCCUCCCCAAAGAGACGGAAUGAGCGUCGCGCUCCGGAGGGGCAAAACUGGGCAUGUCGUUUACUUCUAAACAUUUCAGCCGUGUGCUUCGGCGGUUAUUGUCAGGAAAACUUGAGUUAUGGGACUUUUUGGGGUGUGUUUAAAAACUUUUGAGUAAAUCAUCGCGCACGUUAGUGUCUCACAAUGAAGUGCUCAUUGUCCAGUUACGAUUUAAGAUGAAAUUGUGUUGUAAUAUGCGGAGUCAGGACUGUAGUGGAUGUAGCGACCUUAAAUUAACCGUAAUAACACGUGCACGCGCUUUAUGAGAAAUACUUCACUUGCAGGUUGUCUUGUAAAGGGAUUGAAUGUUUGAUUACUAAUUGAGUUAAUGUUGACUUUUAGUAUUUUGCUAAUUACAUCAACCAUGUUCAGAAAAUCAGAUAGAAUCAGACAGAUACUUCAUUCAGUAUUUACAGUUUUCAUUACUUAAUUAGUUAUUGGUUGUUUAAUAUCGGUCUACCGAUAAAAUUCAUAUAGCAUCCAGCAGCAUUACCAGCAUCAGGAAACACAUCCACAGGUAAACCAGCUUUUAACUUUGUGUGUUAUAGAUAUAGAUUGUAGAACUAAAAAUUUAGCUUAUUAUUAAUGAUCAUAGUACAGAUGAAUGCAUUAAUAUUUAUCGCAGUUUAUGAAUAUUUAUUAAAGCAUGAUCAUUAUUAUUUAACUAAAUCUGUAUUAGAUUUCAAAUCAGUUCAGUAUAUCAGACGCUUAAUACAAUUAAUAGUUAUCGGUCGAAACAAAUAUAUGGUGCACUAGUUUGCGUGUGUAAACACAAUAAUGCUGGGUAGUCCUUCCAAUAACGGAGGCAUCAGGAUGCUGGCCCCCCCAUCAGCCAAUGAUGACAGACGGGUUGAGUUUGUGGCUCUGACUGCUGUUCACACUGAAAGAAGCGAGCCGUCCACUCCAGAGCGGGGACAUCCAUCCCAUCGCACCGGCUUACUGGGCACCCCACUCCCGGUGCCCCCAGGCCCCAGAGCGACCCCUUCUGCCUCCAGCAAACGCUACAGAAAGUUGCAGAACUGCCUGUACAAUGUGCUGGAGAGACCCAGAGGAUGGGCUUUCAUCUAUCACGCCUUCAUUUUUCUCCUAGUGUUCAGCUGUCUGGUGCUUUCUGUUUUCUCCACCAUUCCAGACCAUCAUAAAUUUGCCAACGAGGCGCUCUUCAUCCUGGAGUUUGUGAUGAUCGUGGUUUUUGGGCUGGAAUAUUUUGUGAGGAUCUGGGCUGCCGGAUGCUGCUGUCGGUACAGAGGAUGGCAGGGUCGACUACGCUUUGCCAGAAAGCCUUUCUGUGUCAUAGGUAAAGUUCUGGGGUCUGAAAUCAAUUCAUCAUACACAUUCAAUCUAAAGGAGGUGCAGUCCAUCGAAAACAAGCUGGACCUGCUACUAAACUUCUACUCGCAGUGCCUGAAAAAGGGCUCGUCCCACUUCACCCUGUCAUCCCUCCUGGAGCCCGAUUCCACCUCUGACUACCACAGUCCCACCGACAAACAUGACCUGUUCCCCUCCGCAAACACUCUUAAUAUCUCCCACUCAGACAGCGGUAACAUGGAGUGA
This is a messenger RNA of Danio rerio (zebrafish), 2097 nucleotides long. NCBI's taxonomy places the organism in Eukaryota, Metazoa, Chordata, Actinopteri, Cypriniformes, Danionidae. The record is from RefSeq and is a predicted model, not a curated record.